AAAGAUGACCUGUCAACCAUCCACGUCUCCACCGCCGAGCUAGUAUAAAUUCGAGGUCUGCAUCUCGUGAAAUCGUUAGUGAAAUCACACAACUGUUAGCUACAGCAGCUUUUCUAAACCUUCUGUUACAUUUUUAAAAGGUGCAGGCGUCUUUUGAGAGAAGUAAUAGCUGCAACUCAGGUUUCUUUUUGUAUUUAUUCACGCCAUAACUUGCCUUAAACAAACUGAAAAUGAAGGGUACCGCAUUCGCCGCUUUCGUUUGUGUGCUGUUGGUGGUGGCUUUUGCGAAACCGGCAGAAAAACAAGACGAGCAUAAGAGAGUGAAAGAUGCCAAACUCAGCGAUGAGGAACACUUCGAAGGGAAACAACACAACGUUGAUUAUGACCACGAUGCUUUUCUUGGGGAAGAAGAGGCGAAAACGUUCCAGAAUCUGAGUCCAGAGGAGAGCAGAAAAAGGCUUGGUAUGAUUGUCGACAAAAUUGAUGAAGAUAAAGAUGGCUUCGUAACUGAAGAAGAAUUAAGAAAGUGGAUUGAGCACCAGCAGGAGCAGUACUUUUUCGAGGAUGCUGGCACCCUUUGGAAAAGCCACAACCCCGAUAGCGAUGACCAAAUGACAUGGGAGGAAUACAAUUCCACCACUUACAGCAGUUUAGCCGAGGAGGAGUUGGUCAAACUACCAGAGAAUGAACGAAUGGACUUUGCCAAAAUGAUCAGACGGGACAAGGCACGCUGGGCCAGUGCCGACGAGAACAAAGAUGGCAUCCUUUCCCGGGAGGAAUUCACCGCCUUCCUCCAUCCCGAGAACUUUGACAGGAUGCGAGGAAUCGUUGUGCAGGAAACCCUGGAAGAUGUGGAUAAGGACGGAGAUGGAAAGAUCUCCCUGGAGGAGUACAUUGGAGACAUGUACAGAGAGAACAACGAUGGCGCUGAGGAGCCUGAAUGGGUAAAGACGGAACGCGAGCAGUUUGCACAGUUCAGAGACAAGAACCAUGAUGGUUUCAUGGAUCUUGAAGAAGUCGGGGAAUGGAUCCUGCCAACAGAAUACGACCACAUAGAAGCAGAGGCUAAACAUCUAAUAUUUGAGGCGGACAAAGACAAGGACAAGAAGCUGACUAAGAAGGAGAUAAUUGAUAAUUAUGAUCUGUUCGUCGGCAGCCAAGCAACUAACUACGGCGAGAGCUUGCAGAGACAUGAUGAAUUCUAAGCAUCACUUGUCCGAGCACCAAACAUGUACAUGUAAUUAAAGCCACAUGCUGGACUUUGGACAUCCACAACUCGUAGAACUAUUUGUGAAUUUCGAGAUCUUUCCCCGUCGAUUCUUUUCACCCUACUUCAGUUUCUUCCUGUCGUCAAAGUUGCAAAUCCCUCCAGUGUUACAUUUCAAUUCCAGGAUCUGCUGUCAUCAGAGGUGAGAUCCUAGAGUCAGCUGAUGUCAGUUGAUACGCUGAUAAUUCUUUUGGUGGAAAUCAUUCCCCUCCUGUUAAUAAAAACCGUAGCUGUAAUUUUUAGUACGAUGAAAGUGUAUAUAAUGACUCGAAAGCAGCUAGCUAACGCAUUCACACACAUGUAGACUUGUUCUGCACAUUUAUGGUCACAAUGCAGAUCUACAGUAGUAAGAAUGGUAGUGUUCUUCAUUGGUCAACAGAACUCCAAAGUAGUAACCAGCCAGAAUGAUUAUGAACAUGACUGAAUGACGAAAUAUUUGCAACACAGAGGCCGAUGUUUUAAAACUUAUAAUUUAUCUGAUUGUGGUGCUACUAAAUAUGCAAAACAAUGUUUAGUUUGAAGUGCAUAUCAGGACAAAAUGUCCAAGGCUAGAAUUUGCAUUUUAAUUUAGAAAGAAUGCUUUUAACAAUCACUCAGAAUGCAUAGUCGUAGUUUGGCCUAAUCUAGUAUUUAGAAAGUUUACUCAUUACUGUUUAGGAUACCUUUGAACAGUAUUAACGUGUGCGCUUUGUAACAUACCCGGUAUACACAUUAGUAGUUUCGACUUUGUUUUGUAAAAUUCAUUUUGAGAACUACUUCUGUUAUCACCAAGGAUAUCACAUUAAUUUCUUGAUUUUGUUUCAUUAUGCAGCCGCUUGUUUUGCCAAGAAUGCUUUUGUAAAUUAACACGUUUGAAAAUAAAAGGAAAGGAAGAAAACAUGUUUUGAGAAUGAA
Acanthaster planci (crown-of-thorns starfish) is the source of this 2161-nucleotide messenger RNA. Its product is annotated as calumenin-B-like. Gene Ontology annotation, cellular component: endoplasmic reticulum. Gene Ontology annotation, molecular function: calcium ion binding. The record is from RefSeq and is a predicted model, not a curated record. Lineage: Eukaryota; Metazoa; Echinodermata; Asteroidea; Valvatida; Acanthasteridae.